Molecule: messenger RNA, 1027 nt
Organism: Balaenoptera acutorostrata (minke whale)
Lineage: Eukaryota; Metazoa; Chordata; Mammalia; Artiodactyla; Balaenopteridae
Product: eukaryotic translation initiation factor 1-like
Exons: 1
Coding region: 135-476 (113 amino acids)
Biological process (GO): translational initiation
Cellular component (GO): eukaryotic 43S preinitiation complex
Molecular function (GO): RNA binding; ribosomal small subunit binding; translation initiation factor activity
Source: RefSeq, a predicted model, not a curated record
ACUGAGCCGCCGCCCAGGACUCAGCAGCCUCCCCCUUGAGCCCCCUCGCUUCCCGACGCUCCGUCCCCCCCCCUGCCUUCUCCAGCCGCCGCCUUCCGCAGGCCGUUUCCACCGAGGAAAAGGAAUCGUAUCGUAUGUCCGCUAUCCAGAACCUCCACUCUUUCGACCCCUUUGCUGAUGCAAGUAAGGGUGAUGAUCUGCUUCCUGCUGGCACUGAGGAUUAUAUCCAUAUAAGAAUUCAACAGAGGAACGGCAGGAAGACCCUUACUACUGUCCAAGGGAUCGCUGAUGAUUACGAUAAAAAGAAACUAGUGAAGGCGUUUGAGAAGAAAUUUGCCUGCAAUGGUACUGUAAUUGAGCAUCCAGAAUAUGGAGAAGUAAUUCAGCUACAGGGUGACCAGCGCAAGAACAUAUGCCAGUUCCGUGUAGAGAUUGGACUGGCUAAGGACGAUCAGCUGAAGCUUCAUGGGUUUUAAGUGCUUCUGGCUCACUGAAGCUUAAGUGAGGAUUUCCUUGCAAUGAGUAGAAUUUUCCUUCUGUCCCUUGUCACAAGUUUAAAAACCUCACAGUCUGUGUAAUGUAACCAUUUGGGGUCUGCUUUUAACUUGGACUAGUGAAACUCCUUCAUGCAAUAAACUGAAAAGAGCCAUGCUGUCUAGUCUUGAAGUCCCUCAUUUAAACAGAGGUCAAGCAGUAGGCACCUGGCAGUGUCCAGCCUGAAACAAAGCAAUAACAGUGAUGUUUCAGCCAAGUCCAGAGCCCCAAGAUCACAGACGGCUAUGUCUGGCCUGAAGCUCCUCAGCAAUCCCUCUACACAGUUCCCUGCCCUAAGAGAAUGUCGCCACCUGAACAGCCCUCGGUGAAGCUGAGAGUGGAGGAUGGGGUGAGGCAGCGACGGCAGCUGUACUGCUAGAGGGAGUCUUUGAUCAUCAGGGGAAAGAUCCCCUGGUAUCUCCAACGUGACCAGGUGGGCAGAGCUUAGAGCAGCCACCUUCAUUCUGUUGAGGUGAGAGGACAUCUGGCCUGC